CACCGCACGCGCGCGCACACGGACCGAACGGAUCACGCGGGCCGCACGCGACGUCUGCCGGGGUACAGCAGCUGCACCGCCACCAAAUCAGUACAGCGACUGCAGCGGCAUAGACCCGACUACGCUGGAAGAUUGUGUUAGCGUGCGCGAAAACCAUUAUUCGCGCAUAUUACAUAUAGUUUAUACAGCGGCGGUUAAUUGUGAAGAGAUCGGCGCGUACGGUUCACCGCGGGCAUGCUGUUGCCGUCGGACAUGUUGGCCACGCAAUCCAAGAUGCUGUACCAGCUGAACAAGUACUGCGUGGAACGGGUGGAGACCAGGAAGACGGCCACGGCCAAGGCGGUGCGCGAGGUUUGCAAGGUGGUGCAGACGGUGCUGCACGAGGUGGAGGCCCAGGAGCCGCGGUUCAUAUCGUCGCUGGCCGAAUGCAACGGCCGGUACGAGGGCUUGGAGGUGGUAUCGGCCACAGAGUUCGAGAUCGUGCUCUACCUGAACCAGAUGGGCGUGUUCAACUUUGUCGACGACGGGUCGCUGCCCGGGUGCGCGGUACUCAAGCUCAGCGACGGACGCAAGCGGAGCAUGAGCCUGUGGGUCGAGUUCAUCACGGCUUCCGGAUAUCUGUCGGCCCGCAAGAUCCGGUCCCGGUUCCAGACGCUGGUGGCGCAGGCGUGCGACAAGUGCGCGUACCGGGACUCGGUCAAGAUGUUGUCGGACACUGGCGAGGUGAAGCUCCGGAUCCGUGACCGGUACGUGGUGCAGAUCACGCCGUCGUUCAAGUGCGCGGGCGUGUGGCCGCGGUCGGCCGCACACUGGCCGGUGCCGCAGCUCACAUGGCCACACCCGAAUCUCAUCGUGCAGGUCAAGACCGAGGGAUUCGACCUGCUGUCCAAGGACAGCGUCAUCAUGCACGGCAAGCAGAACUCGAUGGAGGGCGACGCGUGGGUAAUGUCGUUCACGGACGUCGAGAACCAGCUGCUGUACGGCGGGUGCCGGAAACGAUGCCUGAGCAUACUCAAGACGCUCAGGGACAGGCACCUGGACCUGCCCGGGAACCCGAUCACCAACUAUCACAUCAAGACGCUGCUGCUGUACGAGUGCGAGAAACACCCKCGGGACGCCGAGUGGGAGGAGACCGGCAUCGCGGACCGCAUCAACGGCAUACUGCUGCAGCUCAUCUCGUGCCUGCAGUGCCGCCGGUGUCCGCACUACUUCAUCCCGCACCUGGACCUGUUCAAGGGCAAGACUCCGGCGUCCCUGGAGAGCGCGUCCAAGCACGUGUGGCGCCUCAGCCGUGAGAUACUCACCAAUUCCAGGGCCUUCGACAAGCUCUGAACAGUAUAAUUAUAUCGCGUACGCGUAUAUUUCGUAUUAUUAUUAUGUGUGUGUGUGUGUGUGUGUGUGUGUGUGUGUGUGUGUGUGUGUGUAGUAUACGGCGUGAAACCUACUUUUUAUAUUUAUUCGGUAUAUAAGGAUGCAAUUUUGUCGUCCGUUAUUCGGAGGUGUAUAGUCAUCAGAGGUCUCGCUCUAUUUUUUUUUUUUUUGCAUCGCGCAGCGUGUUGCGUAUCAGUGCAUACAAUAUAAUAGAAAAAUAUGUUAUCAUAUAGGUAUAAUAUAUACACGCUACACUUAUAUAUUGUGCUAGUCAACGUCAGAGCCGGCUCUAAUACUUAAUCAGCGCCCAGUGCAAGUAUAUAAUAUCAUCUCGGCACCCUUUACCCUCUUUUUAACCGUAUAAACCACGAAUUAAGAUAUCUUAAUUCGAGAUAUUACAAACACACGACCACGCCCCCCCCCCUGAUUUUGGCGCGCUGUGCCGUAGUCGCACUCGUCGACCGUAACUUAAGCCGGCCCUGGUCAACGCGUUUCUGUAUAAGACGCUGAAAUCGAUAUAUAGUAUGUAAUAUAAUUAGUAUAUCAUUUAUAAUAAUAAUAUUAUAAUUGAUGAUACAUAUAUAUAUAAUGUUUUAUAUUAUUUUGUAUGUUAUAAUAUUAUUACGCGGAAGUAGCAAUGCAUUACCUACGAUAUGGUUAUAUAAUACAUUAUUAUAGAUGUAUUAUAGCUAUACAAUAAGCGCAAUGCCAACUAUAUAGAAUGAUCUCUAAAUAAUAUUACCGACAAUGAUUAUCCUCUGUAGUUAACGCAUCUUUAUAUGUAUACAUUAGGUACUCGCAUAUGAUCAUCAUCACUCGAAUGGUUUGAUAUAUAUUAUUAUUGUUAUUAUGACUAUAAUAUUAUUCUACCUAUAUUGUUAUUAUUACUACUAU
Diuraphis noxia (Russian wheat aphid) is the source of this 2265-nucleotide messenger RNA. RefSeq names its product protein mab-21-like. The record is from RefSeq and is a predicted model, not a curated record. NCBI's taxonomy places the organism in Eukaryota, Metazoa, Arthropoda, Insecta, Hemiptera, Aphididae.